AUGGUGCCGCUGGCGAGCGCGGCGGUGACGACGGUGAAGGAGAAACGGACGUUCGUGGAGGCGCCGCCGGAGGACGUGCAGCGGGAACAGGUUCGGAGUUUUCUGUACCCGGGAGAGGAUGAGCUCCCGGACGACGUGUCGAUGACGAUAUGGGAACACUUGGAGGAGCUUCGAGAGCGCGCGCUGAUCUCCGCCGCGGCGGUGGGGGCGUUGAUUUUGGUGUGUUUCUGCUUCGCGAAGGAUUUGACGAUUUUCUUGGAGGAACCCGUCAAGUCGCAGGGCGUGCGGUUUUUACAGCUCGGUCCCGGGGAGUACUUCUUCACCACGGUCAAGGUGGCGGGGUACACUGGAUUGCUCGCGGGCGCGCCCGUGGUGCUUUACGAGGCGAUCGCGUACGUGUUGCCGGGGUUGACGCUGAACGAACGCAAGACGCUCGGCCCCAUCGUAAUCGGGUCCUCGGUGCUGUUUUACGGCGGCAUCGCGUUCGCCUACUACGUGCUCGUCCCCGCGGCUUUGAAGUUCUUCGUCGGCUACGCCGACGGCGCCGUGGAGUCGCUGUGGUCGAUCGACCAGUACUUUGAGUUCGUCCUCGUGUUGCUCUUCUCCACGGGUUUGUCCUUCCAAGUCCCCGUGAUUCAGCUCUUGCUCGGACAAUCCGGGAUCGUGUCUUCCAAGCAAAUGCUCAGCGUUUGGAAGUACGUCGUCGUCGGUUCCGUCGUCGCCGCCGCGGUGUUGACGCCGUCGACGGAUCCGUUCACGCAAAUGCUCCUCGCGGUGCCGCUGAUGAGCCUGUACCUCGGCGGCGCCGCGCUCGUCGGCGUCUUCGAAAAAGACCGCGAGGGCGAGACCGCGUAA
This is a messenger RNA of Ostreococcus lucimarinus CCE9901, 855 nucleotides long. RefSeq names its product Tat family transporter: protein export TatC. The coding region runs from base 1 to 855 and encodes 284 amino acids. NCBI's taxonomy places the organism in Eukaryota, Viridiplantae, Chlorophyta, Mamiellophyceae, Mamiellales, Bathycoccaceae. The transcript has a single exon. Gene Ontology annotation, biological process: protein transport by the Tat complex; intracellular protein transmembrane transport. Gene Ontology annotation, molecular function: proton motive force dependent protein transmembrane transporter activity. The record is from RefSeq and is a predicted model, not a curated record. Gene Ontology annotation, cellular component: membrane; TAT protein transport complex.